AUUCUUAUCGUGGGUGAUUAUCUACACUACAAAUACCCUCUUAAAUAUUCACGUUUAUUAUGUAUAUUGACCAUUUCAAUUACGCUCCAUUUGCUCUAAUUAUUUUAAUUAUACCUUUUACACCGCAAGUGAAAUAGUCUACGUUAAUUACGCAGCAUUAUUUUAAUACGUCAAUCCUUUAGCACUUGUAAUCCUUGGAUCCAUACACGUCAUUUGAGUAGCGUCUAUUCAAACGCAGUCGAAGUACCGUUCGUUAUGUCUGUGUAUCUGAAAUUUAAUACUAUAGUAGAAAGAAUGUCGAGAAUCAUCCGACGUCAGAACCUGCUGGCAUGUUUGAAGAGUCUACUGGGAACUACUAUUUUUACUGCCAGUUCAGUCAGAGAUAAAAUAGAGUAUCGUUUUAAUUAUGUUGGCUUACUAUGCUUUCUGCUGUGGAAUAGUAUAUACAUUUAUUCCUCAUUCGUCUCUUAUAUCGAAGGAGAAACUAUACUAAGACUCCUGUAUGACACUAAAUUAAAACAAUAUGGGGAUUCUCUGCAAGAUGUCUUAUCUUUUCCCUACGUAUUGUACCUAAUGUGGAAGAUACCAUUCGAUUUAAGCAAAUGUAUUGGAGAUUCUCAAGAAUUUGCUCAUAUAGAUGAAAAAAUUCAUCGUAUGUUCCAAUCGGUACAUCAUUUGCAAACAUCUUUAGUUGGAUUAAUAGUUAUAUUGAUUCAAAUAGCACUAAGUGGGUUGAAAUUAUGGACAUUAUGGAUGGUUCUGGAGAAUCUCGAAGCACCUUUACCGUGGAAUAAAUUGUACGAUGUGGUUUAUAUAGAAAUGUUGAUGCUAACAAUCGCUAGUCAUUAUUGUUUUCAUUUGAUGAUGGUGAAGGAGAGAUAUAAAAUUGUGAAUCAAAUUCUUAGGACGAUAAAAGAUAGGAAAUCACAAGAGUAUUAUAUUUUCGUCCGUGAGAGACGAGCCAGGAACGAAGAGAGAGCUUUGCAAAUACAAGAGAAAUGCGUGUGUGAGAAAAUAAAGACGUGUGCUAAUAUUGUUAGUAUGCUGUACGAGAGUACAGAGAAUUCAAACAAGAAAUAUGGCGUGGCUUUAGUAUUUACUAUGUUCUUUUGUCUCGUUACGAUUACAUUGAAUUUGUUCUACCUGAUGGAAGCUACCGCUGCCGGUUUGUUCUACGACGUGCCGCGGUACUGCGCGUUCCUAGUUUACGUAUUUUGGCAUAUCAUUGUAGGUAUAGCUGUAAUCUAUGCAAUCGUAUGCCUUUGCGAAUUAACCGUAGCUGAGGUAAGUAUUUGCUUCGAAAUAUUAAAAACAAAUUACAUAGCAGAAUUAACAUGUUUAUGUAUUUCGAUAUAA
Messenger RNA from Papilio polytes (common Mormon), 1356 nucleotides. RefSeq lists its product as uncharacterized. The transcript has a single exon. The record is from RefSeq and is a predicted model, not a curated record. Lineage: Eukaryota; Metazoa; Arthropoda; Insecta; Lepidoptera; Papilionidae. Bases 256 to 1356 code for a protein of 366 amino acids. Gene Ontology annotation, cellular component: membrane. Gene Ontology annotation, biological process: sensory perception of taste.